AUGAUUCAAACAGUUGUGUUCUUGCUCACCCUGGGCUGUGCCUUGGCUGGGCCUGCCUACAUGAAGUAUUUUAAGAUCGAGCCAUCACUGAAUCGUCCUGCACCUGCAUACCCAUCUGACAGUUUGAAGUCCGUCAUUGCUCAAGGAAAAGGUGCUGGUGCCGUGUACAAGCUGUCAUACUCAGACUACCAACAGACAUGGGAGUCAUUCAAAAACAUUCACAACAAACGAUAUGAAACUGAAGAAGAGGAGAAAAAGAGAUACAGCAUUUUUAUGGAAAAUGUCAACCUUAUUGAGUACCAGAACUGGAGGUACCACAAUGGUCACUCCACUUUCUACAUGGAUGUUAACCAUUUCACUGAUCUCACAAAUGAGGAGUACCGUAUGCUGAAUGGAUUUGGUGUGAAUAAAACCCGUACUCGCACCACCCAGUGCAACGAGUACCACCCAAAAACCAAGGAUGUCCCCGAUGCAAUCGACUGGAGACAAAAAGGAUACGUCACAGCUAUUAAAGAUCAGAAACAGUGUGGAUCUUGCUGGUCAUUCAGUACUACUGGCUCAAUUGAAGGGCAGUGGUUCAAACACUCUGGACAAUUGGUUCCCCUGUCUGAGCAGCAGCUGGUUGACUGCUCCGGUACCUAUGGUGAUGAGGGAUGCAAUGGUGGUCUGAUGGAUUACGCUUUUGAAUACGUUAUUGAUAAUGGAGGCUUGGAGUCUGAGGAGGCUUACCCGUAUGAAGCUAAGGAUGAUACCUGCCAGUUCGAUAAAAGCAAAAUUGUAGCUAAAAUCAGCUCCUGCGCUGAUGUUGUUCCACAGCAGAAUGAGAAGGCAUUGAAGGUUGCUGUUGGCAACAUUGGCCCUAUUUCUAUUGCCAUUGAUGCUAGCAGUUCCAUGUUCCAGUCUUACAGUGGAGGUGUGUUUGACAACCCUGACUGCAGUCCAACACAGUUGGAUCAUGGUGUCUUGGCUGUUGGAUAUGGCAGCCAAAAUGGCCAGGAUUACUGGAUUGUUAAAAACAGCUGGGGCGAAUCAUGGGGAGAUAAUGGAUACAUCUUGAUGUCUCGUAACAAGGAUAACCAGUGUGGAAUUGCUUCCUCUGCUAGUUUCCCCACUGUUUAA
Molecule: messenger RNA, 1119 nt
Organism: Candidula unifasciata
Lineage: Eukaryota; Metazoa; Mollusca; Gastropoda; Stylommatophora; Geomitridae
Source: the annotation of a GenBank genome assembly